This is a messenger RNA of Cyprinus carpio (common carp), 2424 nucleotides long. Its product is annotated as neuropeptide FF receptor 1-like. The record is from RefSeq and is a predicted model, not a curated record. Lineage: Eukaryota; Metazoa; Chordata; Actinopteri; Cypriniformes; Cyprinidae. Gene Ontology annotation, biological process: G protein-coupled receptor signaling pathway. Gene Ontology annotation, cellular component: membrane. Gene Ontology annotation, molecular function: neuropeptide receptor activity; peptide binding.
CAAAGCAAGAGGGACCCGGCACAGCAGAAAUGGAGAUGUUGCAAGAGCUUUCCGAGCUCUAUUUGAACAGCACUCUCCAGAAUGAUUACGCAAACAACAGUAACGUCACCAACCACACCGGUAUCACCUACUACCCUUACUACCAGCACUCUCUACCUGUGGCUGCCGCUCUGACCGUGGCCUACCUCUUCAUCUUCCUGCUGUGCAUGGUGGGAAACGGCUUGGUGUGUCUGAUUGUGCUGGAGAACCGGCGGAUGAGAACAGUCACCAACCUCUUCAUCCUCAACCUGGCUGUGAGCGACCUUCUGGUGGGCGUUUUCUGUAUCCCGACAACCCUGGUGGACAAUCUCAUUACAGGUUGGCCGUUCACAAACACAGUGUGUAAGAUGAGUGGUCUGGUGCAGGGCAUGUCCGUCUCUGCCUCUGUGUUCACUCUGGUGGCCAUCGCAGUGGACAGGUUCCGUUGCAUUGUGUACCCCUUCCAGCCCAAACUCACCCUGCUGGUGGCCAAAGUGACCAUAGUGAUGAUCUGGGGGCUCGCGGUGGUGAUCAUGUGUCCGUCGGCGGUGACGUUAACCGUGAAGAGAGUGGAGCAUCACUACAUGGUCCACGAUGAAGACUACAACCGCACAUACCCGCUGUUCUCCUGCUUCGAGAACUGGGCCAGCCCACAGAUGAGGAAAGUCUACACCACCGUCCUGUUUGCGCACAUUUAUCUCAUUCCCCUCACCCUGAUCACGCUCAUGUACGGACGCAUCGGGAUCAAACUCUACACCACCUCGGUGAUCUCUGGGAACGAUCAGCAGGAAAGCGGACAGUCUCACGGAGCCCAGCAGGAGAGAAGGCCGCUCAUUUCCCAAAAGAAGAUCAAAGUGAUUAAGAUGUUGAGUGUGGUGGCGCUUUUAUUCACGCUUUCCUGGCUGCCUCUCUGGACUCUGAUGCUCCUCACCGAUUACGGAGGUCUAAAGGAAGACGAGCUGGAUCUUCUGAGCGGCUAUGUCUUCCCAUUCGCUCACUGGCUGGCGUUUUCCAACUCCAGCGUCAACCCUAUUAUCUACGGCUACUACAAUGAGAACUUUAAGAGGGGUUUUCAGUCGGUGUGCAGAACGCAUUCGUGCUGCUUUGACGGGAUGAAGGCGGGGAGCAGACCGCGACGGAAAUCCAGAGGAGAUGUGAAGGAUCCUGUGGUCAGUUCCAACCCCUUGGCUUUUGGUGGAAGGAACCGGGUUUACACCGACGGCGAUGGGAAGGACUCCAGGACUUGUCUGGAGUUGGAGCACAGGAGAACCGGUCGGCUUUGUAAUAACUCGGUCUGCUCAAACGAGACAGGAUCCAGCGCAGGAUCUGGGACAAAAGGGGUCACAAACCAAAAAGUGUUUCAGAUGGAGGAGGCGGAGAAAAUAAGUCCUGUCAGGGUGGGUAAAAACCAAGCCUGGGACCAAUAGAUGGAUUAUUCAUGCCAACACAUGACUCCACGGAUCUUUAAAUGAAUCAAGUGGACGAUUAGAUCAAGUUAGUCCUAUAAAGCUGCUUCAUGAUGCCACAGAAGAACGUUUUUUUUGUCUAAAUGGUGCCAUAAAGAACCUUUAACAUCUGAAGAACCUUUCUGUUUCACAAAAGAUUCUUUGAGGUGAAAGAAGGUUCUUCAGAUUAUAAAAAGGUAAGAAAGAGAUGGUUCUUUAAAAAACCUUUGUCUGAAUGGUUCUUCUAUGGCAUCGCUGCGCUGUGUAAAGUCCUAAAAAAUCUCUUCUGCGAAAAAUAUUUCUUUCUUAAAGUCUCGGUGGCCGAGAGAGCUCAAAACGCUGAGACUUCAGAAAACACCAGCAAAUUAACAAAACACCUUCAUCAGUUUGACAGCACAUGCGCUGCAAAAACUCACAGCACAAACAAAUCAAGAAACAAGCUGCAAAUGCGUGCAAGCAGCACAGACCACAACAAAAUACCACAACAACAUGAAAAUUAACCAUGUUUUUGGAUGUAUUUAUUACCAUUUGUAUAUCACAAUACCAUGGUUAAACUAUGGUUAGUGUAGUAAACCCAUGGUUAAUUUGUGCAUGGUGGAACUAUAGUUACUAUUUUUCUGUUUUUUAUAUAAUAAAUAUAUUUAUUAAUUAAUUUUAAUAGUAAAACCAUAGGCUAUGGUUAAUUUUUGACGUUGUAAAAGUAAGUCAGCCAGCUUACAUAAUGUUUCACAUUUACAGUAAUUAUGCAUUUUGUCAGCUUAUAGGGUAAUAAUAUUAAAUAAAUAAAAAAUAAAUAAAUAAAAAAAAGAGCAAAGGAAUCGUAUGAUCAGGAUGUUAAAAUAAACAGAAAUCUCACCUGUCAAAGCAAAUAUUGAUAAAUGUGUGACCCUGGACCACGAAACCAGUCAUCUUUACUUAAUAUCCUAAUGAUUUUUGGCAUAAAAGAGAAAUGGAUAAUUUU